Molecule: messenger RNA, 1120 nt
Organism: Conger conger (European conger)
Lineage: Eukaryota; Metazoa; Chordata; Actinopteri; Anguilliformes; Congridae
Gene: rnf113a
Product: ring finger protein 113A
Exons: 10
Coding region: 53-1015 (320 amino acids)
Biological process (GO): snoRNA splicing
Cellular component (GO): U2-type spliceosomal complex
Molecular function (GO): metal ion binding
Source: RefSeq, a predicted model, not a curated record
GUUAAACAUCAGCUCGUUUCUUCUUUCAGUUUGUUUUUAAUCAGAGGGAAAGAUGGCCGACUCGGAUGAGCCCAAAGCUACCUGCACUUUUCUGUUUAAAAAAUCAAGCAAGAAAUUCGCCGCCCGGAAGAGAAAAGCAAGUGACAGUGAAAAAAGCGGCAACAGCGAUGAAGACAAAACAGUCAUCAGAAGGCAAAAGAAGACCAACGUUCCCAAUCCAAUGAUUCAGAAGUCAAAGCGUGCAGAGCGGGAGAAGCUGUCCUCUAGCGAGAGCGAAAAUGAAAAAGAGGACAAGAAAAUCACAGUAGCGUAUAAAUCAUCGCGAUCAGCGAAACCAGAGGGUCCCGAGGAUAUGGGUGCUACUGCUGUCUACGAGCUGGACACGGAGCGAGACAAAGACGCACAGGCCAUCUUCGAACGGAGUCAGAAGAUCCAAGAAGAACUAGAGGGGAAGGAAGAUGAUAAAAUCUACCGCGGGAUGAACAACUACCACAAGUUCAUCAAACCCAAAGACUCCACCAUGGGAAACGCUUCCUCUGGCAUGGUCAGAAAGGGCCCCAUUCGGGCUCCGGAGCACCUGAGGGCCACAGUGCGCUGGGACUACCAGCCUGACAUCUGCAAGGACUACAAGGAGACAGGCUUCUGUGGAUUCGGGGACAGCUGCAAGUUCCUGCACGACCGAUCGGACUAUAAACACGGCUGGCAGAUCGAGAGGGAGCUGGACGAGGGCCGCUAUGGGGCCAACGAUGAGGAGAAUUACGAGGUGAGCAGCGAUGACGAGGACCUGCCCUUCAAGUGCUUCAUCUGCAGAGAGUCCUUCAAAAACCCCAUCGUCACCAAGUGCCGGCACUACUUCUGCGAGACCUGCGCGCUGCAGCACUACCGCAAGUCCAAGCGCUGCUACGUCUGCAACGUGCAGACCAACGGCGUCUUCAACCCGGCCAAAGAGCUGAUGGCCAAGAUCGAGAAGCAUCAGGCACUGGCAGACCAGCCUCCCUCCGAUAACGACGACUAGCUCCAGACACCAUUUCAAGUUUAUUUUGCUUUCUCUUAUUGUUUAAUUUGUGAUGUACAGUAUUAAGUCACAUCUUUUUGGAAUAAAUGUGUUUUGAUAGGCUGU